Messenger RNA from Felis catus (domestic cat), 1745 nucleotides. It is a transcript of the gene CASTOR1, whose product is annotated as cytosolic arginine sensor for mTORC1 subunit 1. The coding region runs from base 283 to 1275 and encodes 330 amino acids. Lineage: Eukaryota; Metazoa; Chordata; Mammalia; Carnivora; Felidae. The transcript is spliced from 9 exons. The record is from RefSeq and is a predicted model, not a curated record. Gene Ontology annotation, cellular component: cytosol. Gene Ontology annotation, biological process: negative regulation of TORC1 signaling; cellular response to L-arginine. Gene Ontology annotation, molecular function: arginine binding.
GGCGGAGUCAUCGGGGGCGGAGCUCGGCGGGCUGGAACACGAGGGAAGAGGCUCUGGCCUCAAAAAGGAGGCGUGGCCACUCCAGAUAGGCCGCUCAUUCCUGAGGGCGUGGCCGUCAGGGAGGUGGACACGGCAUGGGGCUAGGAAGAUCCACGGCUUAGCGGGCGGCGUGGAAGCGGCUGCAGAGCGGCUCCUUUAAGCCCCCGGCACCGCCCCCACCGCCCCGCCCCCCGCGGCGGUCUGGGUCUGGUUGGCGACCCGGUCGGGUCCGCGCGGACCGUGAUGGAGCUGCACAUCCUAGAGCACCGGGUGCGGGUGCUGAGCCUCGCCCGCCCAGGUCUCUGGCUCUACACCCACCCGCUCAUCAAGCUACUCUUCCUACCCCGCCGCAGCCGGUGCAAGUUCUUCAGCCUGACGGAGACCCCCGAGGAUUACACGCUCAUGGUGGACGAGGAGGGCUUCAAAGAACUACCCCCAUCUGAGUUCCUUCAAGUGGCUGAGGCCACAUGGCUGGUGCUGAACGUGUCAUCCCACAGUGGUGCAGCAGUGCAGGCUGCUGGGGUCACCAAAAUCGCGCGCUCAGUCAUUGCACCACUGGCCGAGCACCAUGUGUCUGUGCUGAUGCUGUCUACUUACCAGACGGACUUCAUCCUGGUGCGGGAACAGGACCUGUCUGUGGUGAUCCACACGCUAUCCCAGGAGUUCAACAUUUACAGAGAAGUGGGCGGGGAGCCUGUGCCUGUUGCCAGGGAUGAUUCCAGCAAUGGCUUUCCCCGUUCUCAGCAUGCAGGACCCAGCCCCACUGUGCAUCCCAUCCAGAGCCCACAGAACCGCUUCUGUGUCCUUACGCUGGACCCUGAGACACUGCCAGCCAUUGCUACCACCCUCAUCGAUGUUCUCUUCUACUCAUACAGUGCCCCCAAGGAGGCAGCCUCUGGUGGUCCUGGACCCAGCUCUAUUACAUUCUUUGCCUUCUCCCUCAUCGAGGGCUACAUCUCCAUCGUCAUGGAUGCUGAGACGCAGAAAAAGUUCCCCAGUGACCUCCUGCUGACCAGCUCCUCGGGGGAGCUGUGGAGGAUGGUGCGCAUCGGUGGACAGCCCCUGGGCUUUGAUGAGUGUGGAAUCGUGGCUCAGAUCGCAGGGCCCCUGGCUGCGGCCGACAUCUCUGCCUACUACAUCAGCACCUUCAACUUUGACCAUGCCCUGGUGCCUGAGGAUGGCAUCAGCAGCGCCAUUGAGGUCCUCCAACGACGGCAGGACGGCCAGGGCUCCUGAGGCCUCCAUGCUGUCCCCUCACCCCAGGCUUCCAGAGACUUCUCUAAGCUAUUUCCUCAAGCUCUGGGAUGAGUCCUCCCCACCCCCAUUCCUGCUGGGGGACCCCUCCUUCUGCUCUCUGUAUGUAAGCUGCGUGCAGGCACCGGCUCUCACGUGGACACGCGUGUCUGCCCACGCAGGGGAACACGGUGCUCUGGGCUUCCUCCUGGAAGCCCUCACCCCUCACUCCCUGCUCGGCCUCAGUGUUUGCACAUUCCCUGCCUGAGGCCCAAAACAUCCCCCCUCUCAGUGCCCUGAGCCAGCUGCUCCUUUGGACAGGGCCCUGGUCUCCAUUCUGCUUCUGGCUGGGUCACCUUCCCUGGCCAGGUGAGUUCUGACAGUGUCUGCCCCUCCUGGGGCCUCCAAGAAAAGUAUUUUUACAUCUUUCUCCCUUUUUUAUUGACUUAUUAAUAAAGGCUUAUAGUUAUAAA